This is a messenger RNA of Vitis riparia (riverbank grape), 766 nucleotides long. RefSeq lists its product as uncharacterized. Bases 285 to 590 code for a protein of 101 amino acids. The transcript has 3 exons. The record is from RefSeq and is a predicted model, not a curated record. NCBI's taxonomy places the organism in Eukaryota, Viridiplantae, Streptophyta, Magnoliopsida, Vitales, Vitaceae.
CACACUCACACCUCACAAAGCCUGAUAGCCUUCCCUUCCACUUUGCUUCUUUAUCUUUGUUUUCCUUUCCUCCUAUAAAUACUCCUCAGUUCAUUCCCACGGUUUAUUUCUCUCAACAAUCUAUAACGAUCCCUACCCACGAAGGACGCCAAGGAACUUUGAAGAUAUUAGUAUCAGAGGGGCACAUCAGCUUUUUUUCAAUUGAACAUUGCGUGAAUUGCAGGGAGGGAGGGAAGGAGCAUUUGAGGCAAAGAGAGUGGUGGACAUCCAUCCCGAGUCCAGACAUGAGUCUAGCAUGUCUUGUGUGCCAUAGCGUAGAAAGCCCAUCUCAUUCAUUUAGGAGUUACUCGGUCUCAAGUUCAGACAAUGAAGGAAGAUGCUCUGCAAUUGCCAACUGCCUGGCCAGGAGGGCAUCUCUUCCAGCCCCAACAGCAAACUCCUCGAUCAUACGGUCAUCCAAAGUGACACCGCACCCAUCCAUCCCAAACAGUAGCGGCAUUCCAGGGACGCCAAGGCUGGUCCGGAGCUGUGCAGUGAGAAGGGACAUUGUGAGGGACUGGAAUUUCGAGGAGGUAGUGAUGGAGCAUUAGUAUUUUACUAGUAGCAAGUAUGAAAUAUAGCUAGCUGCUUUGUUUUGGGUGCAACUGGACCCUCAACUUCUUCUCUGUACAAGAAGAGUUUGAGCCUCUGCCUCUGCAAUCAUCCCAGACAAAAAUCCAAUGUGAAACUUUGUUCAUAUUUUGGCUAAUCGCAUUCCCUUCUAUAA